AUGCGCAUACUCUGUAUCAGGCGCCUUGACGUGCACAGAGAUGCCACGGUGAACAAAAUGCCUACACGCUCAGAUCUCGAGGUCUGGAAUGGGAUACGGCCGCCGAAACAGCCAAUAAGCACGUUCUGUGACAGUGCUAAGCCAGGAUGCACCGCUGUGUGGGGACACGAGGGUGGGGCACGCAUCAUCAGGGCGUACUUCCUGGAGGAGGUGGAGACGGCAUCUCCAUGGAUUCCUCCGCACGGCGAGCCGGGGGAGCGAGCGGACGUUCUCUUGCAGUCACUUUGUGGAGGUGUCCUCCGCUCCCAGGAGGGACACGUGAGCGAGUACGGCUUCCACGAGUGUCCCUUCCUGGGUCUUUGGCUUUUUGCAGCCCCGACACGCUGCGGACCUGCCCCGCGCCCGCAUUCCAGGAGCGAAGGAGGGGAGGUGUGGAGGGGCGAGGGCUGGAGGCGCUGCACCCGCCGGCCCCGUGCGGUCCUGUCGGAGCCAGGCCUCUGGUCUGUGCACCCGUGUGUGAGGCGGGGCUGCGGUCGUGCACUGUGCAACUUCAGCGGUACUAUCGACCUCGAGUGCAACGUGAACAGCAUCCCCUUGGGCAAUGGGAUGGUGACCAUCAUCAAGGCUGAAAUUUCUACUCCAUUUUUACAGUCGAGAAAAGUGAGUCUCAGAGGUUAUGUGAUCGUCCAGAGGCGCAAGCCAGAGAAAAGCAGAGUGCGGCUCCGAGUCCAAGUCCGCGCAGAGUCUGAUUCCAAGGCCACAGCCCUCCUCGCUGGCUACGGCUGCCAGAGCUGUCACUUUCGGCCAAACCGUCAACUGAGCGUGUCUCCAGUUGCUCUGGGGACUGUUCCCCAAGUAGAGAUGACGAUAGACAAGCUGGUGAAGCCCUACCUGCACCCUGGAACUUGCACCUGGCCGGGCAGGUGGCGAUGCCGGGCUUCAGAGAACUCUACAGUCUACAGCAACAUUAUUCUUAUCGUGAAUGGCCGUGGUUUGGACGCCGACAGGCUCCCGGAGGGCUUAGAGGAAUUGGGCCCAGCGAGGAACGGAAACCCGAGCCAUCAGCGUCAGGCACGAGCGACGCUGCAGCUCGCCCUGUGCCUCCCGUCGCCGGCCCUCCUGCGGCGGCGCCGUCCCCGCAGCCUCUCCUCCUACAUCCAGCUGCUCCUCCCGCCUCCUCACGCGAUCCAGAAAGCAGAGGAGCGCCAAGCGCUGCAGGCUGAGUUUCAGAGACUCGGUGGGAACUGCUUCCGCAAGGGCCAGCCAAGAGGAGACGCUGCUGGGAAGUGA
Messenger RNA from Rangifer tarandus platyrhynchus (Svalbard reindeer), 1290 nucleotides. The record is from the annotation of a GenBank genome assembly. Lineage: Eukaryota; Metazoa; Chordata; Mammalia; Artiodactyla; Cervidae.